GGAAUUGAGUGUGUUUGUUUACAACAGCUGUCACGGAAUCUGCUGACGACGCAAAGGUGCUGUUUUUAGAAAAUUAUUGCCCCGCAAUUUGAUAAUUUUCCAAAGUAAUUACGUGGUUUGUGUGCCAACACCCUCAUACGUCGUCCUCAAUAAUUCGCGCAUAUCGGGAGUGUGUGGAAGAUGCCCAAUUGAGGUGGGUCACAGGAGGUGAAUCAUCCUUCACCCUUCUGCAAGUUUGUGGUAGUUUCCUUGGGGGCUCACUUCCGGUGAUAAAUGCAGGGCAGGUGCUGCUAUCAUGGGUACCCAAACGACCAAUGUGAUAACGCUGUCCAACAGCAUAAUUGGCGUUGGCAUACUCGCGAUGCCAUUCUGCUUCCUCAAGUGCGGAAUCAUCCUAGCGAUUGUCCUCUUAAUCGUCAGCAUGUACAUCACAAGGAUCUCAAGCCACUUCCUCAUUAAGUCCUCCUUCCUCACAAAGAGGCGCAACUUUGAAUUUCUAGCCUUUCAUGCUUUCGGCACGUCCGGGAAAUUGAUGGUAGAACUUUUCGUGAUAGGCUACCUCAUGGGCACAUGCAUUGCCUAUUACGUGGUCGUUGGUGAUCUUGGGCCACAGAUCACGGCAAAAAUCCUAAAUAUUCCUCAAACGGAUCUUCUGCGGCUGUGGGUGAUGGUAUUGCUGACCCUUCUGUGCGUUCUCCCGCUGGGAUUGCUCAAGAACAUCGACAGCUUAGCCACUGUGAGCACAGCCUCCAUUGGAUUCUAUCUCUGCCUCGUGCUGAAGGUCAUGGCUGAGGCAAAGGGGCCCUUCCUGCUUGGGGAAUGGCGACAUGCUGUACUUCUGUGGCAACCAAGUGGCAUUAUGCAGUGCCUGCCGAUCUUCAGCAUGGCCCUGGGGUGUCAGAUGCAACUGUUCGAAGUGAUCGAAACCAUACCGGGGGUUUCACUUGAGAAAAUGAAUCAAACUGUGCGAUCAGCAACAGCUAUGUGUUGCAUUGUCUACAUUUUCGUCGGAUUCUUCGGCUAUGUUGCAUUCUGCACGCAAGAUUUUGCCGGGAAUAUCCUGCUAAACUUCUCAGCCACCCUCAUUAGUGACGUUAUCAAAAUUGGCUUUGUGAUUUCGGUUGCGUGUAGUUUUCCACUCGUUAUUUUCCCGUGUCGAGCUUCACUCUACUCGCUGCUGUACAGAAAGGAUCACAUUGAUGCUGUAAACUACAUUCCUGAAAUGAAAUUUCGCCUUCUGACGGUUGUGAUUGUGGUGAUUUGCUUGAUCAUUGGGAUUCUCAUUCCUUCAAUUGAGCUCGUUAUUGGACUCAUUGGCUCCACAAUGGGUGUCUCCAUUUGCAUCAUUUUCCCAGCACUUUGCUUCAAGAGAGUUUGCAAGAAAGACUCCACGGAAAAGUCCAUUGCUCAAUUUAUGUGCGCUUUUGGGUUUAUCCUCAUGAUCUUGGGUACUUAUGCCAAUCUCAGUGCAAUUGAUCAAAAGAAAUCCGGAGCUGUGAGCAAUGAUGACGCUGAACUGAUGAAUGUGAAAGAAAAUGCUGGAGAAAUGCCGAAGAUUCCUGAAGUGGAGCUUCCAAAAAGUGCUGAAGUUGUGCAAGAGAAGAUCACAGAGAAGCCCAAACCACCGGAUAUUGUACCGAAGGAACCACCUGAGGAAGCUGUGAAGAAGAAACAAGAUGAAGAUGAUGGGAAAGAUAGAGAAAAAGUCCUCGAUGCUGAUGCAAUAAUGAAGGAAGAUCAUGAGAUUGCUGUUGAGGAUUCAGCCAAUGCAAAGAAGCACGAUCAUGAAUUUCAUGCAGUUGUCAAUGAGAUUCAGCGACAAAAUAAAGAAAUGAUGGAGAAACUCGAGCAAAUUGCUGGAAAGUUUGAGGGUGAGAAAAAUUCCAGGGAAGAAAAUCACCCACCAAAGGAUGAACCUGCUAAAUCACACGAUUCUAGUCCCAAAAUCGAUGAUCACAGACCCGAGCCACCUGCGCAGAAUGCAGAACCGGUGCGUGAGGUUAAAAUUGAAGAACCAGCUAAGGUGGCGCAUCCGGAUGAGGUGUCUCGGGAGAAACUUAUCCAAAAUAUCACAAAUCGUUUCCCAAACCCCAUUCCCAUUGCCCUCCUACCGAAUGCAUCUCAGAAACACGAGAAUGUGCUCAGAGAAUCAAUAAUGCCAAAGAAUAGGAGUGCUGAGGUACCCGCGGAGGUGCCUGCAAAAGUGCCUGAGAAGCCUGUUGCAGUGGAGGCGCCUGUGAAGGAGCAACCAGUGGAGCUUGAUAGAGCCACACAGGUUCCCAUGGAUGCGCCUAACAACGAACAGAAGAAAGAGGGACUGCCAAAUGAGGAAAAUAAAGUGAAUGAGCAGCAAGAACCUCUAUCGAAGGAAAAUAUCGACACCAUUCGAAGGGACCUCUUGGGGGUUAAUUCCCCACCAGCGAGAGAAAAGCGCAACAUUGAGAAUGAUCAAGAAUGCGAGAGAGAUCCUGAGCAGCUUUAAUGUGUGAUGUGAGUAAUAAAGAACCAAUAAUAUCCCUAAAUGAAAUUUUGAUUAUUUAUUUGAGGACUUUUUUGAGUUCUUAUCUGUCAAAAAAGGACUAAAAGACUAAAGAAUCCUUAAUAAAACAUUAAUAUUUCAUUGGAA
Messenger RNA from Lutzomyia longipalpis, 2626 nucleotides. RefSeq names its product putative sodium-coupled neutral amino acid transporter 10. The transcript is spliced from 4 exons. The record is from RefSeq and is a predicted model, not a curated record. Gene Ontology annotation, molecular function: amino acid transmembrane transporter activity. Lineage: Eukaryota; Metazoa; Arthropoda; Insecta; Diptera; Psychodidae. Gene Ontology annotation, biological process: amino acid transmembrane transport. The coding region runs from base 296 to 2482 and encodes 728 amino acids.